AUGCACACGGGAAGAUUGGUCCAUCUUGCGGCCCUCCUGCUGUGGACAGCCGCAGUCAGUGGCAUACUGAGGAAUGGCACGAAGGGGGGGGUACAACCCAAGUGGGCAAUAGAAAAAAGAGGCAACUCGAGGGAAAUGCAGUUCAUGGUUAGCAAAGUAAUAAAAGGGGUAGCUCAGAACAGGAAAAUCUCGCAACACUUAUCGCAUUCAGAAAAAAUGUUAAGUGAGCAAAAUGGGCAAGGAGAAGAGACAAAUAAGAAGGGUGAAACCCUUGGAGACAUCUGCUUCAUCGCAGGAGUAGGAGACACCAAUGGAUAUGGGUGGGGAAUCGCAAAAGAACUGAGCAAGAAAAACGUAAAAGUAAUUCUAGGGGUAUGGCCACCAGUGUAUAACAUUUUCAUGAAGAAUCUUCAUAAUGGAAAAUUUGAUAACGACAUGGAAAUUGGAGAAGGUAGAAAAAUGGACCUUCUAGAUAUCCUUCCCUUCGAUGCCGCUUUCGAUUCGUUUAACGACAUAGAUGAGGAAACGAGAAAGAACAAAAGAUAUGCCAAUUUAGAAAGUUAUUCCAUCGAAGAAGUUGCAAACUUGAUUUAUAAAAAGUAUGGGAAAAUAAACAUGUUAGUUCAUUCAUUGGCAAAUGGAAGGGAAGUGGAGAAGAGUCUACUUGAUACAAGUCGAAAUGGUUAUCUGGAUGCACUGAGCAAAAGCUCCUAUUCCCUCAUAGCCCUAUGCAAGUAUUUCUGCCCAAUCAUGCACCCACAAUCGAGUGUAAUUUCCUUAACAUACUAUGCUAGUCAGAAGGUGGUGCCUGGGUAUGGGGGAGGUAUGUCAAGUGCGAAGGCUGCAUUAGAAUCCGACACGAGAACUUUAGCCUACCACCUGGGACGAAAGCACAAAAUUAGAAUUAAUACCAUCAGCGCAGGGCCUCUUAAAUCAAGAGCUGCAACUGCCAUCAAGAAGGCCAAUCCCCAAUCGGGAGAAAACGAAACGGAAAAAAAAAACUUGGCAUUUAUAGAUUAUGCCAUUGAAUACUCAGAAAAGUAUGCGCCCCUUCAGCAGAAGUUAUAUUCCACAGACGUCGGGGCCGUGGCUGCCUUUUUGCUAUCCAAAGAGAGUAGAGCGGUCACUGGCCAGACUAUUUACGUGGACAACGGGCUCAACAUCAUGUUCGGCCCCGAUGAUUUGUUUCAGGACAAGGGGGCCUAG
Molecule: messenger RNA, 1206 nt
Organism: Plasmodium knowlesi strain H
Lineage: Eukaryota; Apicomplexa; Aconoidasida; Haemosporida; Plasmodiidae
Product: enoyl-acyl carrier reductase, putative
Exons: 1
Coding region: 1-1206 (401 amino acids)
Biological process (GO): fatty acid biosynthetic process
Molecular function (GO): enoyl-[acyl-carrier-protein] reductase (NADH) activity
Source: RefSeq, a predicted model, not a curated record